AAUUGUGAUAUAUUUAUAUUAGCGCCAUUUUUGAUUACUCUGAAGUAAGUUGCAAUGCCAACAAAAGCAGUUAUAUAUUGCAUUACUUCAGAUCAUAGUCGUAUACUUAUUAUAACCUAAUUUUAUCUGUCAAAUUUUAUAAAUUUACUGUCAUAUAUAUAAAUAUUAUCAUUUAUUACACAUUUGUGGUGUAAAUUGAAGUUAUUUUAGUGGAAUUUUUAAAUUUUCUCAGAAUGGCAGCUAUCGAAUUAUUAGAAGAUAGAGUUAUUGAAUUGGAAAAGAAAAUAUAUGGAUUUACAAAGAAAAAAGAAAAUAAUGAUACGUUGGAAAAUCCUGUGAUAGAUAAUAUUUUGCAUGUAAAUACAUUAGUUUCCUCUGCAAUGUCAGGAAGAGAAAAAGCAAAUCUAAUGAUAAAGCGAUUACCAGAAUUAAAUACUUACUUAGAUCCAAUAAUUGAGAGUUUAGAAAUUCCUAUAGAGGCCAAACUUCAAUUGUUGUUAGCAAUGGCAUCAGAAAUAAAGCAAAAUCAUGAAAUGUUAAAACAAAUGCAAGAAUUAACACCUGUAUUAGAAACUGAUCGUCUAAGAAAUGUACCAGAAUUAACAAACAAACUCAAUGAUUUGAAUUUAUCAUACCUUAAAUUAUAUGAAGAUACCCAAGGAUUAAAUAAUCAUAUAAAUGAAGUUUUUUCCAAAUAUAAUGAUGUAAUAACUAGUAUUUCUAAAUCAUUAAUUACUAUAGAUGCUAUUGUAACAACAGCUGAAAUUGCAGCAAUGCCCAAAAAACAAUUAGAUUAAGGAUUUAUUAUAUAAAUAACAAAGAAUUAUUUAUUGUAUAAAUAACAAUAAAAUUAUUUAUAUUAAAAAUAAGAAAGCUUAAAAUUCAUUUAAAAUACAUUUAUUUUUUAUCUUAGCAUAUAAAAAUACUUAUGCAUUCAUCAAUGACUAUGCAUACAUAAACAUAUUUUAUUAUUGUAUCUCUUCAUAACAAUGUAUUUUAUUAAAAUACUCAUAUAUUAUAUACAUUUAUCUCCUAUCUAUUUUUUAUCCUAUUCUAUUGUUCAUUUCAGAAAUCUUUUUUUAUGAUUUCUGAGACAAACUAUUUAUUAUUCAAUAAUCAAAUGUAUUUAUUCAAUGGUCUCUUGUUUCCAAUAAAUAUUUUCAUUUUGCUGCUACUUUUUGUAAUAUCUAAUAACUGGAUUUAUAUAAACAAUUCACGCAGACAUUACACUCAAUCAGUAAUAUUACACUUCUGCUAAUAUUUCUUUGAGAUAGUAAACUAAAAAGUGUAUGUCAGCAUAAAUCUGUUAGAUACAGUUGUUACACGAAACCUGUUGGGUAUUCAGCAGAAUAAAUGAAUGUGUUAAAUUGUUUUACAUAUUUGAAUACUUGUAAAACAGCAUUCUUAAGAGACCUAAUUUCCUAAACAUGUAAAAAAAAAGUCUCUUACAAUGUUAAGCAUAUUAAACAGUCACUUUAUACAGUAUUUACAAAUAAUCUUAAUUGUAAAUAUCUUGUAUUGCCAAUUAUGUUAUCUCCGUCAUCUUUUUACUUCCUGUGAGCACAACUUGCCACAGAAUAUUAAUUAUCGUAAAGAUAAUUAAAAAAAAAAAAAAAAGAAAUCAUUUAACAUUUAGGAUUUUUCUGAUGCAGAACGAAUUAUGGCCGCGAUUACGUAUUGCUACCUAUCAAAUCCGCGUUCUUUGCAUUUAAAUAGGAACAUACUGUGAAAAACAAAGACGGAUAUAAAUUAAGUACAUUGUUUUUGUUUCAUGAAUUUCAACAGGAACUUUUACACUCAAUAGUUCCUUUUCGAUCGACUUAUUUAAUUUAUUCGUUCGUUCAUUCAUUGUAUCAUUAUGAUCAAUUCGUACGAAUUAAAAAA
Molecule: messenger RNA, 1884 nt
Organism: Apis florea (little honeybee)
Lineage: Eukaryota; Metazoa; Arthropoda; Insecta; Hymenoptera; Apidae
Product: dynactin subunit 3
Biological process (GO): cytoskeleton-dependent cytokinesis
Cellular component (GO): dynactin complex
Source: RefSeq, a predicted model, not a curated record